Molecule: messenger RNA, 2161 nt
Organism: Syngnathoides biaculeatus (alligator pipefish)
Lineage: Eukaryota; Metazoa; Chordata; Actinopteri; Syngnathiformes; Syngnathidae
Gene: rasl11a
Product: RAS-like, family 11, member A
Exons: 8
Coding region: 142-876 (244 amino acids)
Molecular function (GO): GTPase activity; GTP binding
Source: RefSeq, a predicted model, not a curated record
AAGUUAUGGGAAUAUCCGAGUGACUUGUCCUCCGGGCAGUGAGGAGGAGGGAGGAGGGAGGAGGGAGGAGGGAGGAGGAGGGUGGUCUCUUUCCCACACGCAGCCGAGGUCAAUGCGGUCCGCUUCCCUGCAGCGGGAGCCAUGAACAGCGGCGGCUCGGCCAACUUUCUGCUGGUGCCCAUCCCCGAAUACCCGCUGCUGGACUGCGUGCCCAACAAGACGGUGAAGAUCGCGGUGCUGGGAGCCAGCAACGUCGGCAAAACCGCUCUCGUCGUCAGGUUUCUGACGAAACGUUUCAUCGGAGACUACGAAGCCAACACCGGGGCGCUCUACUCCAGAAAGGUGACCCUAGAUGGCGAGGAGGUGUCGCUUCAGAUCCAGGACACGCCCUGCGUGGCUCUGCAGGAUGAAGCCGAGGGACUCUACUGCCAGGAGCAGAUCAACAGGUCCAUCUACUGGGCCGACGGCUACGUGCUGGUCUUCUCCAUCACGGAUCACAGCAGCUACCGCACCAUCCAGCCUCUGUACCAACACGUCAGACGCAUCCACCCGUCUGGAAACAUUCCCGUCAUACUGAUCGGCAACAAGAGCGACCUGCUUCGGGCCCGACAAGUGCCGGCGGACGAAGGAGAGACGUUAGCAUCGUCGCUAGGGGGCGUAUACUUUGAGGCCUCGGCCAGGGAGAACCACGAGGGCGUCCACGCCGCCUUCCUCCAACUUUGCCAAGAGGUGUUCCGGGCGUUGGGGGGCGGCAACGGAGAGAAACGGCGGGGCGGCCUCCACCUGGCCCGGCCCAAAUCUCCCAACAUGCAGGAGCUGAAGAGGAGGUUCAGGCAGGUCCUGUCCUCCAAAGUCAAAUCGGCCGCCGCUCUCUGACGAGCCAGACCGUCGCAAAGUCCGGGAUUUAAAAGAACUCCUCCAGACGGAUCAACGUUUCAAGUGAACUUUCCGCAAGCGCCGCUUCUCUUCCGGGAACCCUCCUCAGCCCCCCCCCCCCCAACCGUGACCCUGAAUACGGAAAAAAAGAUCCAAAAUAGAAGCGGCCCUGAAAAUAUCUGCAUCCGAGGCUAAAGCGGAAAGUUGAGCGUAACAAAACAAAUGAUAGCGACGACUCUGGAAUGGAGCUGCGAUCCACCCCCCCUCCCCCACUUGUUCCCCCCCCCCUCCCCCACUCGCCGGAACCAACCCGUCCAAUGAAAACAUUUUGCCGUCGUCGGCCGUCAGCUUGCCUCGCGCUUCCAAGUACGACGCAAUGCGACGUUUCCAUCACCCCCCCCCCCCCCCCCCGACAAACAAACAGCUUUUACUCUUAUCCAUAAAAACAAAACAAACCACAAAAAAAAAACAUUGAAAAAUGGAGCGUGGGGAAGUAAGAACGUAAAGUGUUGGCAAAGCUGCUGUUCUCAUGACCUCCUGACAUCCGCCCAAAUUCCCAAUUGUCUUUUGCCGAGCGUGCGCUUGUACACGUACCCCACCCUGCAACUUGGGGUCGUUUAUCCACUUUGACCCCCCCCCCCAAUAAGGUUUGUCAGGGUGGGACUGCAGGAGAAGAAUGUCGGGGGGGGGGGGUAUCAAAUGACGUUAGCCGAUGAAUGUGGACGAAAUGUGUCGCUGCGCAAUCGCUGCUUAUUUGCGCGCAGCUCACGCGACCUUUAUGAGGUCACAAUUCAGAACCGAGCACUGUUUCCUUUUUGGGUCGAGAGGCGUCAAGCGCCCGCGAUGAAAAGAAGACGCGGAUGUGACGUUAGCGCAGGUGUCAAAUGUAAGGCCCGGGGGCCAGAUCCGGCCUGCCGCAUGAUUAGAUUUGGCCCGCGAAGGCAAAUGUAGUGUCAUUUCACAAAUUUCAAAUUGUCACAUAUCGUAAAUGAUAAAGUUGUAAUCUAAUGUUUCUCAUAACAUUUGGGGGAGGGAGAGUGCAGUUAUACCUGCUUGUUCACCCCCCCCCAAAAAAAAAAAGAAACCAAAAAUUUUAGUUUUCCGUUUCACAUUUUCUUGACCAAGAAUAAAAUAUUUGAGGGUACUAAGCAAAGCAAAUGGAUUUGUAUAAUAUAGUAGAAACAAAUUUUUCAAUGUCCCUUCAGGGGCUCGGUCUAUUUAAAAUGCUCUAAAAACACUAAAAAUGAUAAAGAAAAAGGUCCAAAAAAAAAAAAAAAAAAGCAAA